AUGUCGCUUCUCCCGAACCUCGCCCUCCCGGGCCAACCGCUCGGCCCCGCGAGCAAGUACGCGCCGGGCCCGGGCAUCCACCUCCAAGACGCGCAGCUCUGCGCAUCGCUGCUCGGCCCCGUCAACGAAGCCAAGCCGCUCAAACGCGCCGCCGCAGGCGCCUCCACGACGACCUCGUCCAUGCCCGCGCUGUCGAUCGCGCGCCCGCAGACCAACGGCUCGACCGCCCCUGCCGCGGUGUACGCCAGCGUCGGCGCCUCCAACGUCCUGCCCGAGGUCGACUCGGUCGUGCUGGCGCGUGUGACGCGCUUGACGCCGCGCCAGGCCACGGUCGAGAUACUGGUUGUCGGCGAGACUGUGUGCAGGGAGGGCUUCCAGGGCAUCAUCAGGAGAGAGGAUGUGCGGGCAACGGAGAAGGAUCGUGUCAAGAUUGGGGAUAUGUUUCGGGUGGGGGAUAUCGUGAGGGGUGUUGUUAUUUCCCUGGGAGAUCAACAGAAUUACUACCUUUCCACGGCGACGAAUGAGCUCGGUGUCGUCAUGGCGAGGAGCGAGGCUGAGAACCAGAUGUACCCGAUCAGUUGGAAGGAGUUUAGGGAUCCGAAGACGGGGAUGACGGAGAGUAGGAAAGUUGCGAAGCCUUUCUGA
This is a messenger RNA of Diplodia corticola, 645 nucleotides long. RefSeq names its product exosome complex subunit csl4. Gene Ontology annotation, biological process: RNA processing. Gene Ontology annotation, cellular component: cytoplasm; nuclear exosome (RNase complex). The transcript has 2 exons. The record is from RefSeq and is a predicted model, not a curated record. The coding region runs from base 1 to 645 and encodes 214 amino acids. Gene Ontology annotation, molecular function: RNA binding. NCBI's taxonomy places the organism in Eukaryota, Fungi, Ascomycota, Dothideomycetes, Botryosphaeriales, Botryosphaeriaceae.